Brassicogethes aeneus is the source of this 5716-nucleotide messenger RNA. Lineage: Eukaryota; Metazoa; Arthropoda; Insecta; Coleoptera; Nitidulidae. The record is from the annotation of a GenBank genome assembly.
ACAAAUAUACGCAUUAAUAUUAAUAUAAUCACUAAUUAAAUAAAAGUAAAUGUAUUUAUUAGAAUCAUUUCCAUAGUAAUAAUUGGUCUGUGUUAAAAAUUCACUCAAGAAAUCUGUGAUUCCACCCAGUGUGUUUUAAAACAUACACAGUGAUUGAAAAAACCCCAAUACAUUCCGGAAAUAAAGGUUUAAAUUAUAAAAAAAUACAAAGUAAUAAUAUGUAUUCAAAAAAGUUAAAAUAAGGAAGAAAAUUUAUUUGGUUAUUAUAAUGCAUAGAAAAUAUAUUUUGUUAUUAAUUAGCGUGGGGUCGAAUUUUUUUCAAGUUAUAUUUUCUCAAGACGUAAUGGGACCUGAAAUUAAUAUGGAGGACUUUUUUAUCGAACAGGGCUACCCUAUCGAAACUCACUCUGUAGUAACAGAAGAUGGUUACAUCAUUGGCGUCCACAGAGUUCCUGCGAGGGGAAAACCCAACCCAAAUUUGGAUCCGGUUAUUUUAAUGCAUGGCAUGAUAACAAGUGCGGAUAGCUGGAUUUACGCGGGAAGAAACUCAAGCCUCCCCUGUCUUUUGGCUAACAUGGGAUAUGAUGUCUGGAUGCCAAAUGCCAGGGGAACUCACUAUUCAGACAAGCACAAGUGGUUGAAAAGAUCGGAUAGUGACUUUUGGAAAUUUAGUUGGCAUGAAAUUGGAAAAUACGAUAUACCAGCAGUAAUAGACCACGUUUUGAAUACAACAAACAAACCUCAGGUAGCUUAUGUGGGUCAUUCACAAGGAACAACAGUGUUUUUCGUUAUGGGGUCCGAGAGACCAGAGUACCAACCUAAAAUCAGUGUGGCCGUAAUGUUGGCACCAUCUGUUUUUUUAAAUCACACCAGAAAUCCAGCGCUCACUAGGUUUGCUCCUUUGUACAGAACCAUGGAUAGAAUAAUGAACACGCUUAAUUUCUUCGAAUUUAAGUUUGGAAUAAGUGACGAAAAUGUAAGAAAUUUUUUUAAGUCAAUGUGUAGUCCAAACGGAUGGACAGAUUUCUGCCUAGAAAUAUUGAGUUUGAUCACUGGACCCGAGUCAAAGAAUUUCAACCGGGACCUUAUUCCUAGAAUACUAGGCUCUGUACCUGCAGGACAAUCUACUAUGCAAAUAAUACAUUACAGUCAAAGUAUGGCCACAGGAGAGUUUAUGCAAUAUGAUUAUGGCCCAAAGAAAAAUAUGAAAAUAUAUAACUCCACAACUCCUCCCAGAUACAAUUUAAACAUAUCCACACCAAUAGCUUUAUUUUAUUCCAAAGAUGAUAUUGUCAAUGACAAGAAAGAUGUACUACACCUUGCCAAAAUUCUACCCAAUCUGGUUGAUAAAUACGAAGUUCCUUAUCCAAAUUGGACCCAUUUGGAUUUCUUAGUUGCCAAUAAUGUUGUUACUAUGAUUUUUGAUAGAGAGGAAUUUUUUAUCGAACACGGCUAUCCGAUCGAAACUCACUCUGUGGUAACAGAAGAUGGCUACAUCAUUGGCGUCCACAGAGUUCCUGCGAGGGGAAAACCCAACCCAAAUUUGGAUCCGGUCAUUUUAAUGCAUGGCUUGAUAACAAGUGCAGAUAACUGGAUUUACGCGGGAAGAAACUCAAGUCUCCCCUGCCUGUUGGCUGACCUGGGAUAUGAUGUCUGGAUGCCAAAUGCCAGGGGAACUCACUAUUCAGACAAGCACAAGUGGUUGAAAAAAUCGGAUAGCGACUUUUGGAAAUUUAGUUGGCAUGAAAUUGGAAAAUACGAUAUACCAGCAGUAAUAGACCACGUUUUGAAUACAACAAAUAAACCUCAGGCAGCUUAUGUGGGUCAUUCCCAAGGAACGACAGUGUUUUUCGUUAUGGGGUCUGAGAGACCACAGUACCAAGCUAAAAUCAGUGUGGCUGUAAUGUUAGCACCACCUGUGUUUUUAAAUAACACCAAAAAUUUAGCGCUCAUUAGGUUUGCUCCUCUAUAUAGAACGUUGAAUAUAUUAAUGAACAGGAUGAAUUUCUUUGAGUUCAUGUUGAGUUUUAGUGAAGAAAAAGAACAAAAUUCAUAUAAAUCAACGUGUAGUUUAAAUGGGUUUAAAGAUUUGUGCUUGUAUAUAUGGGAGACGGUGAUUGGAGUUGAGUCCAACAAUUUUAACAGGGACCUCAUUCCUAAAAUACUAGAUACUGUACCUGCAGGACAAUCUACAAUGCAAUUAAUACAUUUCCUUCAAAUUAUAGACACAGGAGAGUUUAUGCAAUAUGAUUAUGGCCCAAAGAAAAAUAUGAAAAUAUAUAACUCCACAACUCCUCCCAGAUACAAUUUAAACAUAUCCACACCAAUAGCUCUAUUUUAUUCCAAAGAUGAAAGUAUCAUUGACAAAAAGGAUGUCCUUCGACUUGCAAAAAUAUUACCAAAUCUGGUUGAUCAAUACGAAGUUCCUUACCCGAAUUGGUCACAUUUAAAUUUUAUAGUUGCUAAUAAUGUUGUACCUAUGAUUUAUGAUAGGGUUAUUAAACUUCUUGGGCAAUAUGCUAAUGAGGAAUUUUUUAUCGAAUACGGCUACCCGAUCGAAACUCACUCUGUAGUAACAGAAGAUGGCUACCUCAUUGGCGUCCACAGAGUUCCUGCGAGGGGAAACCCCAACCCAAAUUUGGAUCCGGUCAUUUUAAUGCAUGGAUUGUUUACCAGUGCGGAAAACUGGAUUUACGCGGGAAGAAACUCAAGUCUCCCCUGUCUGUUGGCUGACCUGGGAUAUGAUGUAUGGAUGCCAAAUGCCAGGGGAACUCAAUAUUCAGACAAGCACAAGUGGUUGAAAAGAUCGGAUAGUGACUUUUGGAAAUUUAGUUGGCAUGAAAUUGGAAAACACGAUAUACCAGCAGUAAUAGACCACGUUUUGAAUACAACAAAUAAACCUCAGGUAGCUUAUGUGGGUCAUUCCCAAGGAACGACAGUGUUUUUCGUUAUGGGGUCCGAGAGACCAGAGUACCAACCUAAAAUCAGUGUGGCCGUUAUGUUGGCACCAUCUGUUUUUUUAAAUCACUCCAGCAACUCUGCGUUCAUUAGGUUUACUCAUCUUUAUAAAACCAUGGAUAGAUUGAUGAACAGGCUGAAUUUCUUUGAAUUUUCGUUGGGAUUUAGUGACGAAAAUGUAAAAAAUUCAUAUAAAUCAGUGUGUAGUUUGAAUGGAUGGAAAGAUUUGUGUUUAGAAAUAUGGGACGACAUGAUUGGAGUCGAGUCCAAAAACUUUAACCGGAAGCUUGUUCCUAAAAUGCUAGAUACUGUACCUGCAGGACAAUCUACAAUGCAAAUAAUACAUUACAGUCAAAGUAUAUCUACAGGAGAGUUUAUGCAAUAUGAUUUUGGCCCAAAGAAAAAUAUGAAAAUAUAUAACUCCACAACUCCUCCCAGAUACAAUUUAAACAUAUCCACACCAAUAGCUCUAUUUUAUUCCAAAGAUGAAAUUGUUGUUGACAAAAAAGAUGUCCUUCGACUUGCAAAAAUAUUACCAAAUCUGGUUGAUCAAUACGAAGUUCCUUACCCGAAUUGGAAACAUUUGAAUUUUAUAGCUGCUAAAAAUGUUGAGGAAUUUUUUAUCGAACACGGCUAUCCGAUCGAAACUCACUCUGUAGUAACAGAAGAUGGCUACAUCAUUGGCGUCCACAGAGUUCCUGCGAGGGGAAAACCCAACCCAAAUUUGGAUCCGGUCAUUUUAAUGCAUGGCUUGUUGACCAAUGCGGAAAACUGGAUUUACGCGGGAAGAAACUCAAGUCUCCCCUGUCUGUUGGCUGACAUGGGAUAUGAUGUCUGGAUGCCAAAUGCCAGGGGAACUCAAUAUUCAGACAAGCACAAGUGGUUGAAAAGAUCGGAUAGUAACUUUUGGAAAUUUAGUUGGCAUGAAAUUGGAAAACACGAUAUACCAGCAGUAAUAGACCACGUUUUGAAUACAACAAAUAAACCUCAGGUAGCUUAUGUGGGUCAUUCCCAAGGAACGACAGUGUUUUUCGUUAUGGGAUCCGAGAGACCAGAGUACCAACCUAAAAUCAGUGUGGCAGUAAUGUUGGCACCAUCCGUGUUUUUAAAUCACACCAGCAAUCCAGCGCUCACUAGAUUUGCUCCUCUUUAUAGAACCAUGGAUAGAUUAAUGAACAUGCUGAACUUUUUUGAAUUUAAGUUGGGAUUUAGUGACGAAAAUGUAAAAAAUUCGUAUAAAUCAAUGUGUGUUUUAAAUGGAUGGAGGAAUUUGUGCUUAAAUAUAAUGAGUAUGAUGACUGGAGCUGAGUACAAAAAUUUUAACCAGGAAAUUAUUCCUAAAAUGCUUGGUUCAGUUCCUGCAGGACAAUCUACAAUGCAAAUAAUACAUUACAGUCAAAGUAUAGCCACAGGAGAGUUUAUGCAAUAUGAUUAUGGCCCAAAGAAAAAUAUGAAAAUAUAUAACUCCACAACUCCUCCCAGAUACAAUUUAAACAUAUCCACACCAAUAGCUCUAUUUUAUUCCAAAGAUGAUAUUGUCAAUGACAAAAAGGAUGUUCUACGUCUUGCCAAAAUUCUACCCAAUCUGGUUGAUAAAUACGAAGUUCCUUACCCACAUUGGACACAUUUGGAUUUUAUAGUCGCCAACAAUGUUCAAGAAUUUGUUAAAAAUUUGGGGUACCCUGUGGAAACUUACAACGUGGAAACUAAGGAUGGUUAUAUUCUCAAACUAUUCAGAAUACCUCAUGGUAAAAAAAACUCAACAAGUGGACCUCCAGUUAUCCUUAUGCACGGCCUGUUGGGAUCAUCGGAAAAUUACAUAAUUUUGGGAGAAAAAUCGUUGGCAAUUAUGGCAGCUGAAGCUGGUUACGACGUUUGGUUGGGAAAUGUUCGAGGCAAUAUGCAUUCAAGAAACCAUACCACCCUAAACCCCGAUAAGGAUCCUUUAUUCUGGGAUUUCAGUUGGCAUGAAAUGGGUGUCUACGAUGUACCAGCUAUAAUCGAUUUUAUUCUUAACAAAACAGGGUAUAAAACAGUAGCGUACGUUGGUCAUUCUCAGGGUGGUACAAUUUUUUGUGUUAUGGCUACUGAAAAACCUGAAUACAAAAAAAAAGUAUCUGUUUUUAUCGGAUUGGCUCCUGGUGUUGUUUAUGAUCAUGUAAAUAUGCCUCUUAUGCAGUCAUUCAUUGACACUUCAAAAGACUUAUAUGAUGACAUGGUUAAGUUAAAUCACAGAGAAUCAUUUUUUAUGGACUACAAUGAUUUACGGUUUUUAACUUAUGCUCUUUCAAAACAUAACCAAAGAUUGAUUUUGGAAAUGUCCAACAUAUUUAUGGGUGAAUCAGAAGUAACUGAUUGGAAAGCCAUUUUUAAUUUUUCUGGAACCAUGCCUGCAGGCUGUUCUUUAAAGCAAAUGGAACAUUUUUCUCAGUUAACUCAUUCAAAAUCAUUCAGGCAAUUUGAUUAUGGAAGAGAACAAAACUUAAAAAAAUACAACAAUACCAUUCCACCAAAUUAUGAUUUGGCCAAAAUGGAUGUGCCAACAUAUAUUUACAUUGGACAAAACGAUAUAGUCGUAACAAUGGAGGAUAUGAACACAUUGGUAAAGCUGUUGCCAAAUGUUAAGGAAUUGUAUGUUAUACCAGUAAAAAAAUUUACGCACGUAGACUAUGUGGUAGCCAAACAUGCAGAUAAGCUAAUGUAUAAUAAAAUUAUUAAAACUUUAGGUCAUUAUCAAAAUAAACGCAUAGAUAAUUAA